This is a messenger RNA of Phyllostomus hastatus (greater spear-nosed bat), 2747 nucleotides long. Its product is annotated as adhesion G protein-coupled receptor E2-like. Gene Ontology annotation, molecular function: G protein-coupled receptor activity; calcium ion binding. The record is from RefSeq and is a predicted model, not a curated record. Lineage: Eukaryota; Metazoa; Chordata; Mammalia; Chiroptera; Phyllostomidae. Gene Ontology annotation, cellular component: membrane. Gene Ontology annotation, biological process: cell surface receptor signaling pathway; adenylate cyclase-activating G protein-coupled receptor signaling pathway.
GCUUGCUGGUAUCCCCACCAUGAGGAAUGGAUAUCUAAGGUUGCUGCCAGGACUCUCAGUGCUGCUGCUGUUGACAUUAAGACCUGCAGACAAGGCCCUUGGAGUCUCUGCCUCCAUGGCCUGUGCUCCCUGGUGCCCCCGACACUCCACAUGUGUCAACGCCACCACCUGUCGGUGCCUUCCAGGAUUCAACUCUUCAUCUGCCAACAUCAUCACUGACCCCACGGAGACUUGUGAUGACAUUGAUGAGUGCAGACCACCCUCGCCAGUUUCCUGUGGAAAACUGGCAGAGUGCCGGAACACGGAGGGGAGCUACUACUGCAUGUGUGCCCCGGGAUACAGGCUUGUUUCUGGAGCAAUGAAUUUCAGUCUUGAGAGUCAGAACACGUGUCAAGAUGUGGAUGAGUGCAGCUCCAGGGAGUAUCAGUGUCACAACUCCACCUUCUGCAUCAACACUCUGGGCUCAUACGUGUGCCACUGCCUCCCAGGCUUGGUGCCCAAACCCGGAUUCCUACAUAAACAAAGGACUACCCAGUGUGAAGAGAUCUCCUUCCCCACUUGGAUCCCUCCCCCUGGAAUCAAAAGCCAGAGUCUGUCCCGCUUCUCUAAAGAAGUCCAGGAUCUUGGCAGAUACUUCAUGCCCGCCUCAACCCAGGACACCAUCAAGUAUGUUAUCAAGGCAUUGGAUGAGCUACUGGAAGUCCCUGGGGACCUGGAGGCCCUGACCCUGCCUGACCGGCACCGUGUGGCCACCUACCUGCUGUUGUACCUGGAAGAAGUCCUGAGGACCCUGACCAAGUCCAUAGGUGAACCCUCCUUCACCUACUGUUCCCCUUGGGACACAGAGGUGUCCCUGGUGAUCCAGGAGCAAGGGAAUGGAACCAUCACCCCGGGCCAGAGCCAUGCACGGAUGCAGCUGAACUGGGCUGAGGCAGUUGGCACUGGGGAGCCGGGCCCCACCCUGGCAGGCUUAUUCUCCAGCCGCAACAUGCAGAGAUUGCUGGCCAAUGCUUCACUGGAGCUGGACCCUGAGAAGAAAGCCCAGCUGGAAAGCGCACAUGGAGGUCCUGUUGGUGGUGGCCAGCCCAGGCUCCUCUCUGCUGUUAACACGAUCUUUCUGAGCAACAAGAACAUGGAGAAACUAGGCUCCCCUGUCAACUUCUCCUUCUCCCACCCUUCAGUGACCCCUGGACCAAGGCAGCAGGUGCUCUGUGUCUUCUGGGAGCAUGGCCAGAAUGGAAGUGGUCACUGGGCCACCAAAGGCUGCAGGAUGGUGGGCACUGGAGACACCAGCACCACCUGCCUGUGCACGCACCUCAGCAGCUUUGCCGUCCUCAUGGCCCAGUAUGACGUGCAGGAGGAGGAUGUCGCCCUGGCUGUGAUCACCUAUGUGGGGCUGAGCCUCUCUCUGCUGUGCCUCUUCCUGGCGGCCCUCACCUUCCUGCUGUGCAAAGCCAUCCAGAACACCAGCACCUCCCUCCACCUUCAGCUCUGCAUCUGCCUCUUCCUGGCCCACCUGCUCUUCCUCACUGCCAUCGACAGAACGGAGCUCAGGGUGCUGUGUGCCAUCAUCGCAGGUGCCUUACACUACCUCUACCUGGCCUCCUUCACCUGGAUGCUGCUGGAGGGCCUGCACCUCUUCCUCACUGCACGCAACCUCACUGUGGUCAACUACUCCAAUGUGAGCAGGUUCAUGAAGAAGUUCAUGUUCCCUGUGGGCUAUGGAGUCCCGGCUGUCAUUGUGGCCAUUUCUGCAGCAUCCAGGCCUCACCUUUAUGGAACAGCUGCCCGCUGCUGGCUCCACCCAGAAAAGGAUUUAUGUGGGGGCUUCCUUGGACCCGUCUGCGCCAUCAUCUCUGUCAAUCUGGCUUUCUUUCUGAUGACACUCUGGAUUUUGAAAAGCAAACUCUCUUCCCUCAACACUGAUGUGUCCACCCUGCAGAAUACAAAGAUGCUGACAUUUAAAGCAAUGGCCCAGCUCUUCAUCUUGGGCUGCACGUGGUCUCUGGGAAUCCUGCAGGUGGGCCCAGCUGCCCAAGCCAUGGCCUAUCUCUUCACCAUCAUCAAUAGCCUGCAGGGCGUCUUCAUCUUCCUGGUGUACUGUCUCCUCAGCCAGCAGGUCCGGGAGCAAUACAGACAAUGGUUUAAACGAGUGAGGAAAAUCAAAACAGACUCUGAGAAGUACACCCUCUCCAGCAGGGCCACAUCUGAAUCUUCCAAGCCUAGCAUGGUGAAUUAAGAAGAUCUUUUGAUCUAUAGCCUCUUAUCCCAUGGAAACUGCCCUGCCAUUCUUUGAGCCAUUGAGAGAGGAUAGAAAGACUUUGUGGUGUGUUUCAAGAAAUUCUUCAUAUCAGCAAUGUGAAAGAAGUCAUGGUGGACAUGCUGGAAACUCAACCUCUGCAAAAUCUGGAAUUUUUCUUUGCUCUGCUGUGUACUUGGAAAGUUUGGCAUGUAAAAUUCCAGUGGUGGCCCAAUUUUUAGGAACUUUGAGUUAAGUUUCUGCAAAGGCUCUGCUUUCUACGGACUCUCCAGAGACUGAACGUUUAUGAACAUGAAGAAGAGUGGAAUGUUCAUGCUAAUGUCUGGAUUUCUUAAUUUCUUUUUUCAGUAUUUCUAGAGGUUUAAUUGUGUACUUGUGUAAAAUGAUUAAUUAUUCACCAUGUCUAAGGCAGAAAUUAAGAGCUACUCAGGCAGGUCCUGCCUUCAUGGGGCUUUCAGAGGGAAAUAAAUUAAUUUAUGCAGCUAUA